AUGGAUGAUCUCCCACCAGGGUCUCGUCUCGCGCAUGUCCGCUCUAAACUCGCAAUGGACUCUGAAUCAGAGGAAUCCGGAUCUGCUACUCCUACCAACCCAGAUACUGCCAAACCCGAGACUGAACCAUUCCCUGGCACUGAGCCAUUCCCUGAAUACGACGAGUCCGAGUGUGAAAUGCUUGCGUCUUCCAUCGCAGCCGACAAACGUCGCGAGGAAGCAUGGAUCUACGCUCUCGGCAAAGCCACCCAACGAGAGAACCGCAUGCUCCAUGUCGACCCUAACAUCAUCCCAUAUUUCCAAAGUGACCCGUCUCACCGCAGCCAGGUGGUCCUCGAACAGCUGCGAGACCUUCUCGCCGACCCGCAAAUGCGUCCUGAGAUCCGCGAGCAAUUCAUUACCAUGAUCAACGCCACUCUUCAAUUCAACCUCGUAAUCUUUCACCAAAGCCCGGAGUUUCUGGCUCCCAAAGAAAUCGAAGAUGCAGAACUUCACCUUGAGUCCGUUCUCAAUCUCGUCGAAUGGAUGGAAGAGAAUCUCAGAGAGCAGCUGGAGACUGCCGAACAGGCUUCUUAUGCCAUCGAGGAUGCCUCGUUGGAGCCUACUUCGGCCUAUGAGCGCCUUUGCAAAAUGGCGACUCUUUUCGCCAAGGCCAUGAAAAAGCCUCGUUACCUUGAACGGCGACUGCUUGCUUUGUACAUGGAUAUGUACGAGGAAUGGGUCCACACUCCUUUCCUCUUUCUGCGCAACCACCAACUUGUGAACGAGCAAGACCCUAGCCCAGAACGCACCAAGCUUUCGCGUCGUGUCAUUAUCAUCUGGGACCUGAUGAACAGCUGCAUUGAAAGCUACGGUACCUUGACCUGGUUCACUCUUGAGAUCAGACGUCAGUACUUUGCCCCGGUGAUGGGUUAUCUUUGUGACUCGCCAGAAAUCUGGCAGCACUGCUGGGAUCAAUACCAGGCACUCGAGAAGGAUCGGACUCAGGCAAGCGAGAAGGAUUUGUCCCGAUACGCCACCAUCUGA
Messenger RNA from Penicillium mononematosum, 1026 nucleotides. RefSeq lists its product as uncharacterized. Lineage: Eukaryota; Fungi; Ascomycota; Eurotiomycetes; Eurotiales; Aspergillaceae. The transcript is spliced from 2 exons. The record is from RefSeq and is a predicted model, not a curated record. The coding region runs from base 1 to 1026 and encodes 341 amino acids.